This is a messenger RNA of Parathielavia appendiculata, 3654 nucleotides long. RefSeq lists its product as uncharacterized. Gene Ontology annotation, molecular function: deSUMOylase activity. The transcript is spliced from 2 exons. Gene Ontology annotation, cellular component: nucleus. Lineage: Eukaryota; Fungi; Ascomycota; Sordariomycetes; Sordariales; Chaetomiaceae. Gene Ontology annotation, biological process: proteolysis; protein desumoylation. The coding region runs from base 1 to 3654 and encodes 1217 amino acids. The record is from RefSeq and is a predicted model, not a curated record.
AUGCCCGGCCAAGCCGCCUCAACGCCGCGCACCACGCGAAAUAGCCGUGGGCUGCGUUUCACAACCGACUCGUGCCUGGGCGAUUCCGCCCGAGUUUCUCGCCGCCGCAGCAGCAGCGGCAUCCCGACUCGCACUACCAAUUUUGUGCGCGCGCUCUCGACCUGGGCCAACCCGGCCACCCCAGCUUCCCGGGCGCAGUUUGUACAACCAAGCCCUCCCUCCGCCACCACCGCCCUCGAGGCCGUCUCCAAGGAGCAGGCCCAGGCUGCGACUCCCUCUCCUUCCCUUCGCGCGGUCGACCGGCGGCCGAUUUACCCUCCCCCGGUUGUCCUCGCCCCGGCAACCCCAUACGCUCACGCCCCGCUGCCGAGCUCGUCUUCGCCGCCCGAGCACCCGCGGGUCACCGCCAUUAGAAUUGGGAGGAGGAACGCCUCCCCAAGAACCCCAAGCCGGUUUACCCGAUACAUCACCAAGUUCAUCGACGCAAGCCCGUCGAUUUCGCCCCCCCGCGCCCCCAAGAGCCCCGGGAGCGAGACUCGCCUCUUCAAGCAGCGCCGCGAGCAAGAAGGUGACGGGAAGUUUGCUAGAGAGUUGUGGAUCGCGCUCCGCAACGAUUCGUACAUGAGAGGGUGUUGGUGCGGCCCGCCCAACAUCUACAAUUCGAGAGAGGAGGCGGAAACCGCGGUCGGCCACCUGCGCUUUUACCUGGCCGGUUCUAAGAACAAGAAUUUGCGCGUCCUCCAGAAGAAGGACGACUUCCGUUGGCACUGCAAUUGCGGCAACAAAGACUACCACGCCGUCUACCAGAAUCUCAUCAAUUUCAACGGAAAGCGCUCCGCCGAAGACAUCGGAAUCGACCUGAUUUCGCGAAACCAAGACUCAGAGCGCAGCAAGAGCGCCAAGAGCGCUAAGAGCGUCGACCGAGUCAUUCCUGCAUCGAUCGAACCGAGCCCAGACGAGGAGGAGCAGUCACAGGCAAUCACUCUAGCAGGGAUUCCGGCACCUUCCCAGUCCAUGUGGGCGCAGGCUUGCGGCAUCAUCAGCCGUGCCGUCUUAACGAUGGGCAGCCCUCUCAUGACCGUUUUCGGCACGCUCCGCGAACAACUCUACAGCGAUGCCUAUGAAGCCCUCGACACCCGUCAGCAAGAUGCCGACAAUGGCACUAUCACUGUUAAGAGAUUGAAACGCCAAGUCCCAGUGCAACCUACCGAGCAGUCUACUUCGGAGCCCGCAGACGACGCCUUUGACAAUCUUGUUUGGACUGACGAUCCCACGAAGCGCAUCGGCUUCAAAAAUCUCCAGCGCCUGGCCGACGUUCUCGUCACUCAGUACGAGUGCGUCAAGAACAACGCCAUCAUGCUCGCCCCAUCAAUUGCAGCCAUCCGAACGGAGAUCCAAGAAGGUCAAGACGUCGCAACCAGCAUUGGCGUUCACAAAUACCGAGAGUACAUGUUUGGGCCCAUGUUGCUGGAAGAGUCCGAUGAGGAGAAGGCUGAGAAGUGGAUGGACACCAUGAAGGUGUAUCAGCAGCAUCUCGGAUGUUGCAUCGAGCUCAUCCAACAGAUUUACAACCAAGAUCAGCUGGAGGAGCUGAAGAGGAAUUACCCUGCCCCGCCCCGUCGCCUGCCCUUGGGCAGCCCCACGUUCAGACUGACCGCCAGGGUGGUUGGUGUUUUCCUCAGCUUCAUCCGUUCACUCAACACCGUGUGCACCAUAGACACACCCACGCUUGAGGCCAUCAGCCAGAUGAUUGUUGAUGCUAAUGCCAUCCACAAACAAGAGAUGCUGCCCAGCUUCGUCGAGCAGAAGCGCGACCCAACCGAAAACAUGCCCGGACACUUCCCCGAGGACAAGACCUCAGCCAUUGAGCAGAUCCCCGCCGACGAAUUCGAUAUCCCGUUGCUUUACGAUCUUAAGUUCCCGGAGCCAGAGACCUCAAACUGGCAGCCACAGACCCGGUUUGGCUAUUACAAAUUGGUGCCAGAACGGAAAGGCAUCUUGAAGCCCUCAAAGGAGUGGCACGUUCCGACGUCACCCAAAUACGUCGCGACCCCCGAGAAGAAGAAAAAGCUGUCCUUCAUCAACCCGGUGCACAAAUUUAUCCCUCCCACACAUAUUCCCUCCAGAAUCAUGACACCAGAGGAAGCAGCGCGGAUUGUCGAACCGAAGUUUCAGGCAGACAUCAUCGGCGAUGAGCAUUCAAUUCGCAUAUUUGAGGCUGCCAGAACCGUGGACCGCCACGGCAACCCGUCGCUCAAUUUCGAAGAUCGGUUCAACCUUGAGGCACUGGAGAGGGAUGACAAGGAGAUGGGGUUGACUUAUCACGCCAAAAAAUACGACGGCUUCCUCAACGAUCUGCAGGAUGACAUGUUGAAGCGGGCAGAGGAAGACAAAGAGAACCGCACGAAAACAAACCUCAAACUCACCCCUCGGCGGCGUAUGGUGCAGAUUCCGCUCCCGCCCUUACCCUCUACUCCCGAGAUGCGCCAGCGCAGAGCUCAUUUAUUCGCGGACGACACCAACAGCCCUGCAACGUCCAGUCCCGGAAUCAACCCGCUGAUGCGCGCCAAGGCGGAGGAGCAACUCCCCAAGCCUGCCCAGAAAAAACCGGGCCCCAGUUCGCUCGAAGAGUUCUUUGCCCAAGAUGAUGAUCUCGAGCUCCAACUCGACAUUUCCACGAGAAAGUUUGAGCAGCUGCAGAUUGAUCGCCAGAUCAAAGAAGAAUUGGAAUCUGCUGCCUUGCGAAGUGCCGAAGAGAAGCGCAAACGCGCGGAGGAAGAAGCACGCCGCCAGCAAGAGCGACGCUUUGAAGAGGAGCGCAGGAAGCGGGAGGAAGAGCGCCGCCGUGAGCAAGAAGCCCGGCGCCAGCGGGAGGCCGAAGAAUUCGCUGCGCUCACUGGUCUCAGACGACCCACCCGUCCGCUCAUUACUCCCCUGCCCAGCGACUGGGACCUUAGAGUCUCCAGUGCUGCCAAUGCGAACCCGCAGACCGAGCUCGUCAAAACCCUCGAGGGCCAGCCCCUUACCAGGCGCGAUUUCGAAGAGAAGCUCCUCCCGCCCACUGCUUGGCUGAAUGACAAUGUCAUCAUCGGCUCAAUCCUGCACAUUGCAGACUACAUCAACAAAGCGAAGGGCGCGAUAGACCAGGAGCCCAAAUGCGCCGCCUUCACAUCCUACUUCUGGCCCCGCCUCCUCUCCAAUGGCGCAGGUGCAUGCGGUCGCCUUCUGCGCAGAGCUGGUGUUCGCAAGGCAAACUUCCUCAACAUUGACACCAUCCUCAUUCCCAUAUGCGCGCAGUCGCACUGGACACUGGCCGUGAUCCGACCCGACAAGCGGACCGUCGCACACAUUGACUCGAUGCGCGGGGGCCGCGGUGACGAAAGCGUCAAGACCAAGCUGCUUGAGCUCGUGCGCUUUAUUCUUGAAGACAAAUUUGUCGAGGCUGACUGGAGCGCUGUCGAUUACGAAGGCCCGCGCCAGACCAACGGCUGGGACUGCGGCGUCUUUACCGUCACGAAUGCCAUGUGCAUGGCUCUGGGCCUGAACCCCAGGUUCACAUACACGGAGCGCGAGUUGACGCUGCAGCGAAGACGACUGGCAGCGAUGCUUCUCAAUGAAGGGUUCAAGGGCGACUUCAGCCUUGACGGGUUCUAG